This is a messenger RNA of Rubroshorea leprosula, 3492 nucleotides long. The record is from the annotation of a GenBank genome assembly. NCBI's taxonomy places the organism in Eukaryota, Viridiplantae, Streptophyta, Magnoliopsida, Malvales, Dipterocarpaceae.
AAUCAGCUACAGCCGUCACCACUUCUCAGUUUUUCAGGCCGGUAGCUUCCCCACGGAAAGCCCUAAUCUCGCCAGUAUUCUCUUCAAUUAGGUAGCUUUCUCUCCUCUCUCCCUUUGAGAUUCUCUUUUGCUUCAACGGAAGUGCGGAAAACUGAGGGAAUUUUUCGGAUUAACUAGAACUAGAACAGCAUCUCCUAGCUUAUUUUAGCUAAAGAUGAGGUGAUCUCUCCUUGAAGUUUACACCAUCUGCUGUAGCAGGGAGUCUGUUUGGUUUGAGGCAAAUGUAGUGGAGAGGAGGGAAAAUUUUUCUUCCCCUCCUCUCCAUUUCUCUCAAACCAAGCCUUUGAGUUGAUGAGAAAACAUGAGGGCAAAGCGCAAACGUGCUGUAAGGAAACCUGUUUCCAAAAACCCAUCCACGGUGGGACAAAAUGAAGAAACAAAAACGAAGUCAGCUCCCUUAUUAUCCUCUGCGGUGGGUCAAAAAGAAGACGCAUGUUUGAAUUUUGUAAAUCAGAACAACAAAGAAAACUCCAGGUGUGAGGACUCAAAUGAUUAUGAAAUUGGUCAACCUAACCGUGGUUCUGGCAAUGAUAUUCACUUUGCGGGAGGUGAUGGUUCAUCUUCUUCAAGUGAGAGUGAUGAGUCAUUCUGUGUUGAAGAUAGCAGUUCUGAUGACUCAUCAAUUGAUAAGAGAUCAAGUAAAUUGGUUAAAGGGCAUGUUAAAGCAAAACAAAAAUCAAGGGAAUUGUCAAAGAAAAAGGGGAAGGAGAACCAUAAUUCAUCACGGGUUUUGCGUUCUUCCAGUAGAAAUCAAAAGGAAUUCAUGGCACCUCCUCAGGUUCUGCAGUGCAAUAACAAGGACCUAAGAUCUGCCUUGGCGGUAAUUAAGAAAGUUAUGCAAAUGGAUGAGGCACAGCCUUUCAAUGUUCCAGUAGAUCUUGAUGCUCUGGGGAAACCUGAUUAUUUAGAUGUGAUUGAUAAUCCAAUGGAUUUUGGGAAAAUAUGCCGCAUGUUACAAAAUAAUGUUAGGUACACUUACUCUGAGGAUGUAUUCAAAGAUGUGAAAUUAAUCUGGGAGAACUGCUGCAAGUACCAUAAGAAGGGUGAAUAUAUGGUGUAUCUGGUGAAACGGGUGAAGAAGAAAUUCAUGAAAUACUGGAAGGCAGCUGAUUUGGGCAUUGAACAAUCAAGAAAACCUAAUGGAAAUUUACAGUUACAGGCUCCUGUGGACCAUGCUAUGAGACACAGCAGAUGGGACCCGGUGCAUGCCUUGGGCAAUGCAAUGGAUGACACUAGGCAGAUACAGAAAAGUAGACCAGACCCUUAUCAGCUCCAUAUGCAGGUGCCUCCAUUUAGCUAUAACCAAUUUUAUCAACCACAGCAACCUCUUCCAACUACCAUGUCACCACCUUUCUCUCAGUUUCAUCCACCAAGCUACAUGCACCCUUACCAAUUACAGCAUCCUCAGCCAAGCAGCAACCAGCCACAACACUCUCAGUUACCACAGCUUGCUGAUUGUAGUAGUGCAGGACAUUCACACUUUCAGCCGCCUACUGACUCAGUGCAGAAUUAUAAAAACUACGCUCCUAGGUCUUCAUUAGGCCCCAUGGUUAGUGGCCCUACAAACCAGCCGCAGCCACUGCAGCCCCCCCAGUUGAGCCACACACAGCCAUGUGUUUCACAGCAGCCACAGCAAAGCACCAGCAAGCUGCAACAGUCACGAUUACAGUCUGUUCCAGACACUGGGUAUUCACACUUGCCACCUCAGACAGAUGGUACGAGGGACAGUGGGUAUGUACCUCCAACAGAUUCCGUGGUUGUUGGCCCUUGUCAACAGCAUCCCCAACAAUCUCCAUUGAGCAAUGGCCAGUUAAAUGAACCACAGCAGCUGCUGGGGAGCCAUGGUCAGCCUCAGUCCUGGUUGCCAGCCAAUGGAGAUACUGAAAAUUCUCAGGUUUCACUAGCAGACUCAGCCACGAGGGGCAUUAGAUGUGCAUUGAGGUAUUCUGCUGGGCCUGCCACAGACAAUCCCAGCCAAGGGUAUGAGGAUCAGUUGGGCCCAGCUGAAUCACACCCUGAACACACCCAACUGAACCAGAAUCAAGAAACCCAAUCACAGCAGCAGUCUACAAAGAAGAUGAAGAGAGUGAGAGGCCCAACUCGCUGCCUCUUCCUCAGAGACCUUCCGGAAGGUCAGCGGAUUAUUGUACCUUUUGACAACCAGGGGCGGCCUGUUGGCUCUGAGGCGGCUAAGCUAAGCAGCUUCCUAGGCACCAUAGCACGGGAUGGUCAUAGGGCACCUCUUACAUUUUUCAAUUGGAAAGAAAUGCCUGAUUCAUACAAAGAGGACAUGUGGCAUUUGGUUCAAGAAAAGUUUGAUGUUGAUCCAAGUUGCAAGGCCUGGGUCUUGAGGUCCCUUGCAAUAAAAUGGAACAACUGGAAGACAGAUAUAAAGGCUAAGCAUUAUUAUCCUCAUGAGACUGAUGAGGAGCGCUUGAAGGACCGUCCUCCAAGGAUUGUUCCUGACCAAUGGCCAGUUCUCAUCUCAUAUUGGAACUCUGAUAGUGUAAAGAUGGUAUGCGCUAUAAAUAAGGCCAACCGUGCAAAACAGAAGGGUGGACACACUUCAGGCCAAAAGAGCUAUGCAAGGAUUCUUGAGGAGGAGAGAAGGAAGAGACCUGAUGGAAAGGAUCCAACUAGAGCUGAGCUGUAUAUAUUAACACAUACACGUAAAGAUGGGCAGCCCAUAGAUGAGAUAGCGGCAACAACAAUAUCAAAACUCGUUGAAGCUAAGAAACAGAAGACCUCAGAAUGUAGUGAUGGCUCAAAUGACACCUUCUGUCAAGCUAUAGAAGAAGAAAACCCCAGCCCCAUCCACUCCGAUGGAUUAGGUCCCACCAAUGAUGAUGAUGAUGAUGUUCAUGGCCAAAAACGUAAUGGUGGUAACGUCACAAGGAUGAAGUCUCAUGCUAGGAAGUCAGCAAAAAAGGAAGUAAGCAAGGUGUUGGAGAAAAUAAAUGCCGUGGAACAAAAAUAUGAUCGUAUUGAGAACCAGAUAGCUGCACUAACUUCCAACAUGCAGAAAUUUCUUGAUAAGCUUGGUGGACUACCUAAUAUUUCGGGUUCUGAGCAGCUGGCAAAUCCAUAGGGGAUAGCCGGAUAGGAGUUGCUUAAUGGACAGUACAACAACGCAUGACCUCCUAACAUUUUCUGCAUGCAGCUUUAUGUCAAUUGCGGUUAACUUUAGUUUCCUUUUGUUCUGUAUUUAUGGAAAAUUGAAACAACCGUUGGUAAUAGUUUCGUUGCAAGAUGUGAUUGGUGGGCUUGUUUUGAAAUUUUAUCAGCCAACCAUGAUUGUAACUGUUACCAAUGAAACUAAAAUCUUAGUUUGAAUGUCUAUGGUAGCAUAUCAAAUUUAUGUCUAUUAUACAUCAGGAAUCAUCGGUCGUGAACGGCAUACUGGGGAGCUAAGAAUGAACGUACUUACUCUGU